AUGCUUCAUGUAGAUGAAUGGACAGAGGUGGACAGAAAACGAGUUCUGCACGACAUCAUCUCAACCAUGUUCAAUCGAAAGUUUAUGGAGGAAUUGUUCAAACCCCAAGAGCUCUACUCCAAGAAGGCCCUGAGGACCGUCUAUGACCGCCUGGCUCAUGCCUCCAUUAUGAGACUGAACCAGGCCAGCAUGGAUAAGCUCUAUGACCUGAUGACUAUGGCUUUCAAACACCAAGUGUUGCUGUGCCCCCGCCCCAAGGAUGUGUUGCUCGUCACUUUCAAUCAUUUAGAUGCCAUCAAGGGAUUCAUCCAAGACUCCCCAGCCAUCCUGCAUCAAGUGGAGGAGAUUUUCCGGCAGCUGACUGAAACAUACGGGGGCCUCUCUGCGGGGGAGUUCCAGCUGAUCCGGCAGACCCUCCUCACCUUCUUCCAGGACCUGCACAUCCGGGUAUCCUUAUUUCUAAAGGACAAAGUUCAGAAUUCCAACGGUCGCUUCGUGUUGCCGGUGUCCGGGCCCGUUCCCUGGGGAACUGAAGUUCCUGGACUCAUCAGAAUGUUCGACAGCAAAGGCAAAGAAGUGAAGAAGGUAGAAUUCAAGCAUGGUGGAAACUAUGUCACUGCACCAAAAGAAGGUUCUUUUGAACUUUAUGGAGACCGAGUCCUGAAACUGGGAACCAAUAUGUACAGUAUGAACCGGCCGGUGGAAACCCAUAUGUCUGGGGCAUCAAAAAACUUAGCUCCACGGACCCAGGAAAACAUUGCUCCAAACCCUCUUGCUAAAGAAGAGCUGAAUUUCUUGGCCAGGCUGAUGGGAGGGAUGGAGAUUAAGAAACCCAGUGGCCCUGAGCCAGGAUUCCGGUUGAAUCUCUUCACCACUGAUGAAGAGGAGGAACAAGCAGCCCUAACCAGGCCAGAAGAGUUGUCCUACGAAGUUAUCAACAUACAAGCUACUCAGGACCAGCAAAGGAAUGAAGAGCUGGCUCGCAUCAUGGGGGAGCUGGAGGUCACGGACCAGCCGAGGCAGAGUGCCAGCAAGGGGGAUGAUCUACUUGCCAUGAUGGAUGGGCUGUAG
This is a messenger RNA of Puma concolor (puma), 1071 nucleotides long. Lineage: Eukaryota; Metazoa; Chordata; Mammalia; Carnivora; Felidae. The record is from RefSeq and is a predicted model, not a curated record.